Hibiscus syriacus is the source of this 488-nucleotide messenger RNA. RefSeq lists its product as uncharacterized. The transcript has 3 exons. The coding region runs from base 41 to 436 and encodes 131 amino acids. The record is from RefSeq and is a predicted model, not a curated record. NCBI's taxonomy places the organism in Eukaryota, Viridiplantae, Streptophyta, Magnoliopsida, Malvales, Malvaceae.
AAUCGGAAUCAGAAUUAGGGCAAAAAGGUAGAAAAAGGCUAUGGCUCCCUUCUGUGUUCGUGGUCGUUUUCAUCCCAAUAGCAAAAUAAUCAAGUCUCUACCGAAGAAUGUGAAGAAGCAUAAAAAGGGUGGAAUGAAGAACACGCAAGAGAAAAUCGAGAGUCUGAAAGCAGAAAUGGAAGAAAUCGGCGUGGAACAACAAAAUGUAAGAGAAGCACAGCAACAAGUGAGGGAGAAAUUUGAAUGUGUUGAGAAUGAGUGUGAGAAAUUGAAGAGAGAAACCAGAAUGAUCAUCCAGCAAACUGCUAGGACCCAAAUCAAAUUGGCUCUCAUGUUCCGAAUCGUAAAAGCUUCCGAGCAGGCUGAUCACGCCACUGUUGCCACUCUCACCCACAUGCUUCGUGAAAUAAUAGAAGAAGAGAACAAGGAAAGGUAAGCAUUCGGUGACAGAUGAACUGUAAGGGGAAACUUCGUAUGCUCCUAAAAAU